AUGGGCGUACCUGCACUACUGGUUGACUUCCCUCCAAAAUCAUCACCAGAGUACGCUGCCCGGGUGAGACAUCUUGGGCGGCAGUGGCCCGUCUUCUGGGCCGUGGGCCACGGUUUCUUCAAGCCCAUAAGUACACUAGGGCUCCUUGGAUACUCGUACACUUUAUGGGCGGCUCAAGGUCGUGGCGGUGGCUUUGGUGACUGGAGACUUUACGCACUCUCGGCGCUAUGCCAUUUAGUGACGAUGGUGCACUCUGCGGUCAACAUGCAGCCCCUCAACAACAAGCUCGACGGGCUGGCAAGCGCAAAAGCUAGCAAAAGCGACGUCGACCAAGCUGAGAGCUUCGCGCGCAGCUGGAUGCGCUGGAACACUGUUCGCAUUGCCAUGCCAUUGAUAGCUGGCACAAGCGCACUCUGGCAGCUCGUGGCGUCGCAUUGA
Molecule: messenger RNA, 438 nt
Organism: Diaporthe batatas
Lineage: Eukaryota; Fungi; Ascomycota; Sordariomycetes; Diaporthales; Diaporthaceae
Exons: 1
Coding region: 1-438 (145 amino acids)
Source: RefSeq, a predicted model, not a curated record